Messenger RNA from Hibiscus syriacus, 949 nucleotides. Its product is annotated as binding partner of ACD11 1-like. The annotation marks the transcript as partial. Gene Ontology annotation, molecular function: RNA binding. NCBI's taxonomy places the organism in Eukaryota, Viridiplantae, Streptophyta, Magnoliopsida, Malvales, Malvaceae. The transcript has 5 exons. The record is from RefSeq and is a predicted model, not a curated record.
CAUAAACGGAACUUCAUGGAGAUCCGAUCAGUGAAAGUGAGUAACGUUUCCUUGGAUGCAUCCGAGAACGAUAUUAGAGAGUUCUUUAUCUUCUCCGGUGAAAUCGAAUACAUUGAAAUGCACCGUGAUGAUGAGCGAUCACAAAUUGCAUACAUUACUUACAAGGAUCCACAGGGAGCAGAAACUGCAGUUCUUCUUUCAGGGGCAACAAUUGUGGAUAAGUUUGUUAGCAUAGAGCUGGCUACUGAUUACAAGCCGCCUGCUAAUGCUUUCACGACACCGGCAACAGGGGAUAGUGGCCAGGCAGAAGCAGUUUACACGAAGGCAGAGGAUGUGGUUAGCACCAUGCUAGCCAAGGGAUUCAUAAUGGGCAAAGAUGCAUUGAACAAAGCAAAGGCCUUCGACGAGAAGCAUCAAGUCACUUCGACCGCCUCUGUGAAGAUCGCUUCCCUGGAUCAGAAGAUCGGUUUUUCCGAGAAAAUCAGUGCAGGCAGCAUCGUGGUUAAUGAAAAAAUGAGGGAGGUGGACCAGAAGUAUCAGGUUUCCGAGAAGUCGAAGACCGCAUUGGCAGCUGCCGAGCAGUCCAUCAGCACCGCCAAAUCUUCCCUCAUGAAGAACCGUUAUGCUUUGGCUGGAGCCGCGUGGUUCACUGCUGCAUACAAAAGGGUUGCCAAAGCAGCUGAAGAUGUGGGACAGAAGACAAGAGAGAAGGUUUUGGCCGAGGAACAAGCUCAGAAUCCAGAGGACCCAGCACAUGGACGUGUUUAGCACUCCCAGAGCAGGUCCUGACGCCAGCGAAGAACCUUCCGAUCCCUCACCCGAACCAGGUUUACUCCUCGACGGUGGAAGAAAAUAGAAGGAUAGCUCAUUGCUGUACUCGGUAAGAAAGAUAAAAGAUGGGAAGUAUUUAUUUUCAUCAAUUGUUCAAUCAAGUUUAAAAGAGCGAAAG